AUGGAAGGAGGCGGAGGAACCCUAUCGGAGGUUCACCAAACCGCGAGAAAGCUGUUGCUCAAAACACGCGACGGCCUCGAACGUCUCGAGCGCCUGGAGUAUUCCAACUCCUCCUCCUCAUCUUCCGAUCUCUCCUUCGCCAUAAGCAAAGACAUUACUCAGAUCCAAUCCCUCUGCGUCGAGAUGAAUCGCCUCUCACGAUCUAUUUCCGUCAAAUCUCAACGUGAUCUCUGGAAAAGGAAAUUAGAACAAAUAGCUGAAGAGGCUGAGUCGUUAAAAGAGAGUUUGGAGAAAUACAACUCAAGGAAUCAUAAACGAAUGAUGGAAGCUAAAGAGAGAACAGAGCUUCUGGGAAGAGCUAAUGGGGAUUCUAGCCAUGUUAUGAGGAUUUAUGAUGAAGAGGCGCAAGCGAUGCAGUCAGUUCGCAGUUCUGCUCGUGAAUUGGAAAAUGCUAAUGCACUUGGGGAAACUAUACUUUCAUCUAUUCAUGGACAAAGGGAACGAUUGAAGAGUGCCCAGAGAAAAGCAUUGGAUGUUCUCAAUACAGUUGGGAUAUCAAACCGUGUUUUGAGGCUAAUUGAAAGACGUAACCGUGUGGAUCAAUGGAUCAAAUAUAUGGGGAUGAUAUUGACUAUCAUUUUCUUGGUUGCUUUUGUUCUAUGGAGACGUUAA
This is a messenger RNA of Lathyrus sativus (Indian pea), 672 nucleotides long. The record is from the annotation of a GenBank genome assembly. Lineage: Eukaryota; Viridiplantae; Streptophyta; Magnoliopsida; Fabales; Fabaceae.